AUGCGCCAGACUACUGCGAAGCCAGAAACGCACCCAGCACCUGGGAGUCCGUGGCUACAUCAGUCGCCUAUCAGUUCUCCAUCAGCAGAUGAGCAAGCAGUAGAUGAGUCGGGACUGAAUCCGAAGGAGAGGAGACGAGAACAAGUGAGACGAGCCCAGAGAACACACCGUGAUCGCAAAGCUACCUAUGUGAAAGCGCUGGAACUGGAAGUAGCCAAACUCCGGGCCAAGGAUGCCCACGCCUCAGAAGACCUACGACAAGCACAUAUCGUUAUUCAACGGUUGCAGAAUCUGCUUAUGCAAUAUGGCAUCCCUGUGGGACCAGAAAUUUUCCAGGUCGACAACGCCAUGGCAACAAUCGAAUUGGUGGGUAGACCUCCCUUUGGUCAAUCUCUCCACGCACAGAUUCCUUCGAUUCCUGUUUUCGACCAUUCCAUUCCUGCUCCCCAUAUAAGUACAACGACACCCACUCAACGUGCAUCUUCUACAGGCGGAGGAUCCGAUGUUCUUCUGGCUACAGCAAUAGACGAGAAACCAAGUUUCGGAUUUGACGCCGCUACAGAAGCAUCCUCAUCAGCACAAACCAUAAUCAUGCACCCACACGGUUUAGACAGUGUGCAAGUCGGCAUCAACUUCGUUCUCGCCCUGGAGCAUCCGUGUCUUUACCACCACAGCAUACCUUCGGUACCGAUGCUUGCUCACGGGUAUAUGGGUACCGGCCAUUCGCUUAUGCUGUCAAGUCCGAUCAUGGAGCACUCUCCGUCCUACUCGCUCAAUCCCCUCAAAAUGGGAUGGCCAAGGGGAGCCAAGUGGAAUGUGCCGGCAAUCGAGCUCGAAAAGCUUCUUACGUUCUCGGAAGAAAUCGAGCUCGAGGGAGAGGUGACGCCCGUGCAAGUCUGGAAUGUGGUCAAGAGGCACCCGAAGUUCGAAUCGAUGACAGCGGAGAAGCUGGAGGCUUUUCGAGAUGCUCUUCUGCCUAGCGUCAAAUGUCUCGGGUUUGGGGCAGUCAUUGAACAAGGGUUCUUCGAAACGCAACUUGAGACAGCAAUGGGUGCUCUGUGA
Cyphellophora attinorum is the source of this 1062-nucleotide messenger RNA. RefSeq lists its product as uncharacterized. The transcript has 5 exons. Gene Ontology annotation, molecular function: transcription cis-regulatory region binding; DNA-binding transcription activator activity, RNA polymerase II-specific. Gene Ontology annotation, cellular component: RNA polymerase II transcription regulator complex. The coding region runs from base 1 to 1062 and encodes 353 amino acids. The record is from RefSeq and is a predicted model, not a curated record. Lineage: Eukaryota; Fungi; Ascomycota; Eurotiomycetes; Chaetothyriales; Cyphellophoraceae.